Linum trigynum is the source of this 576-nucleotide messenger RNA. The record is from the annotation of a GenBank genome assembly. NCBI's taxonomy places the organism in Eukaryota, Viridiplantae, Streptophyta, Magnoliopsida, Malpighiales, Linaceae.
AUGAGGGGACGCUUCCUGUCGUCAGUAACUUUUGCCGAGGGUUUUGUGGCUUUUAAUGACCGUUUGUUCCUCUCGUUAAAACCACUUUUUUUUGUAGUGACAGCUUCUUCCUUCAUCCAUGCAUCUCUCCGUCGCAACCCCUCUCUAGGGGUUUCCUCCGCUCCAGUUCUCGGGCUGCCGUCGAUGGCGAAAAGAGGGAGAGUGGUGAAGUGCUCGGCGGAAGGAAACGGAAAAAACGGCAGCGGGUGGGAGAAGAAGGGGAUGAUGAGCGCUUCGCUGAUGGCGGCGGUGGCCGCAGCAGCUGCGUCGAGCCCAGCGGCGAUGGCUCCUCAACGGAUGCGAGUAGCUGAAGCGAUUUGUAGCGACCAUCAAGAGGCUGAAGCAGAGAAGAAAGAAGAAGCAGGGUUCGUGGCGGCGGGGGAGACGGUGGUGGCGGCAGCAGUAGUUGUGCUUCUCGCCGGAAGGGAAAGCCUUGAUCGUCGACAACCUCUUCGCCACGGAGAUAGUUCGCUGCACUCCCAAACGCGAUCUCCUCAGUCGCAGCAGAAGCGGGCCGUCACUGCUUUCCGCCACUGA